Messenger RNA from Closterium sp. NIES-67, 1029 nucleotides. Lineage: Eukaryota; Viridiplantae; Streptophyta; Zygnematophyceae; Desmidiales; Closteriaceae. The record is from the annotation of a GenBank genome assembly.
GCAUCCAGUCAAGCUCAAUUCACACCACCACCCUCGCCUUCGCAUGCGCCGCUUCUUGCGACCAGGGCGAUUAGGCCGUGACCCUCUACCCCUUGGAUUCCUCGACUUGUUUCGCCUGGAUUCAGCGCGUGGCUUCUCCGCGUGCGCGGACCCGCCUUUCGCGCGCCUGCUCCGCGCUGCAGAACUUCCGCCAGCCCCGCGUCGCCCCUCUUUGCUUCCCCCGAUGCUUCCCCCGAUGCUUCCGCAAGGACAUCCGCUCCGCGCCUUUGCGCAAUGCUCCGCGCACCCGACCGCGUUGCACUUUCCGCCGCUUGCCCGCACGCUUGCCCCUCCAACAUCCGCGUUAUUCACCAACUCCGCGGUUUCGAUAGUAGCACUCCCGUUAACGGUUUCGCUGCAGUCACCCCAUUUCACCGAUCAGGAUCGACGCGGCAUCAGAUUAACCAGAUCAAGUGCGGUCGGUUCAAGAGGAAGCAGUGGUUUACGCUACACCAGCAGUCUAAGUCACAGAGGCAGUGGCGGUCUUAGGCGAAGCAGCGCAGGGUUCCGGGUUUUAUGCGCCAGCUGGCAAGACGGGCCAUUAGAUCGAGGCAGAUCUUACGGACGGCAGCGAUUGUCGGAUGGUCCUGCUGACGUGGACGCGUCAGAAGGCGCUUACGUGGACCCCUUAAUCGCACAGCGACAGGAGGCUUGGAAACAGUGGGUGGGGAAGAGCAGUUCGAUUGGCCAGAGGGACAGCGUAGGCUCGGACGACGCCGAAGCUCCUAGGCAGGCUCGGACGAAUGCCGAACCUCGAAAGCAGGUUCGGAGCAGGCCUGGAAGCGAGGAGGCUCGGGACGGUGCUAGACCCGACCAGUGGCAGCAGAGAGGUCGUGACGAAGAAGCAACACGUGGCGUAUCCUCCAGAGAUUCUAGAUCUUCAAGAUCCUCGAGAUCCUCGGGAGUUUCACGGCGCGACGCAUCCCCGCUAAAGGGCGCUCCGUUACAAGCCCCGUGGGAGUCGGGAACGCCGGGAAGGGAAUCGGCAGG